Messenger RNA from Choloepus didactylus (southern two-toed sloth), 1428 nucleotides. RefSeq names its product eukaryotic translation initiation factor 2 subunit 3, X-linked-like. The record is from RefSeq and is a predicted model, not a curated record. Gene Ontology annotation, biological process: formation of translation preinitiation complex; positive regulation of translational fidelity. Gene Ontology annotation, cellular component: cytosol; eukaryotic translation initiation factor 2 complex. The coding region runs from base 1 to 1419 and encodes 472 amino acids. The transcript has 12 exons. NCBI's taxonomy places the organism in Eukaryota, Metazoa, Chordata, Mammalia, Pilosa, Megalonychidae. Gene Ontology annotation, molecular function: GTP binding; tRNA binding; translation initiation factor activity.
AUGGCGGGAGUCGAUACCGGUGUUACGCUAGGUCAGCCGCACCUUUCUCGCCAGGAUCUCGCCACUUUGGAUGUUACCAAGCUGACGCCACUUUCGCAUGGAGUUAUCAGCAGACAAGCCACAAUUAAUAUAGGUACAAUUGGUCAUGUAGCUCAUGGGAAAUCCACAGUUGUAAAGGCCAUUUCUGGAGUUCACACUGUCAGGUUCAAAAACGAAUUAGAAAGAAAUAUUACAAUCAAGCUUGGGUAUGCUAAUGCUAAGAUUUAUAAACUUGAUGACCCAAGUUGUCCUCGGCCAGAAUGUUACAGAUCCUGUGGAAGUAGUACACCUGAUGAGUUUCCUACAGACAUUCCAGGGACCAAAGGGAACUUCAGAUUAAUCAGACAUGUUUCCUUUGUUGACUGUCCUGGCCACGAUAUUUUGAUGGCUACUAUGCUGAACGGUGCGGCAGUGAUGGAUGCAGCUCUUCUGUUGAUAGCUGGUAAUGAAUCGUGUCCUCAGCCUCAGACUUCUGAACACCUGGCUGCUAUAGAAAUCAUGAAACUGAAGCAUAUUUUGAUUCUACAAAAUAAAAUUGAUUUGGUAAAAGAAAGCCAGGCUAAAGAACAAUACGAACAGAUAAUUGCAUUUGUACAAGGUACAGUAGCAGAAGGAGCUCCUAUUAUUCCAAUUUCUGCUCAGCUGAAGUACAAUAUUGAAGUUGUCUGUGAGUAUAUAGUAAAGAAAAUUCCACUACCCCCAAGAGACUUUACUUCAGAACCUCGACUUAUUGUUAUUAGAUCCUUUGAUGUCAACAAACCUGGCUGUGAGGUUGAUGACCUUAAGGGGGGUGUAGCUGGUGGCAGUAUUCUAAAAGGAGUGUUAAAGGUGGGCCAGGAGAUGGAAGUCAGGCCUGGUAUUGUUUCCAAGGAUAGUGAAGGAAAACUCAUGUGUAAACCAAUCUUUUCCAAAAUUGUAUCACUUUUUGCGGAACAUAAUGAUCUUCAGUAUGCUGCUCCUGGGGGUCUUAUUGGAGUUGGAACAAAAAUUGACCCCACUUUGUGCCGGGCUGACAGAAUGGUGGGACAGGUGCUUGGUGCCGUUGGAGCUCUACCUGAGAUCUUCACAGAACUGGAAAUUUCCUGUUUCCUUCUUAGACGGCUUCUAGGUGUCCGCACUGAAGAAGAUAAGAAAGCAGCAAAGGUGCAAAAGCUAUCUAAGAAUGAAGUGCUCAUGGUAAACAUAGGAUCCCUGUCUACAGGAGGCAGAGUUAGUGCAGUCAAGGCUGAUUUGGGCAAAAUUGUUUUGACUAAUCCUGUGUGCACUGAAGUAGGAGAAAAAAUAGCCCUUAGCCGAAGAGUUGAGAAACACUGGCGUUUAAUUGGUUGGGGCCAGAUAAGAAGAGGAGUGACAAUCAAGCCAACAGUAGAUGAUGACUGAAGAAUCCCA